Molecule: messenger RNA, 1507 nt
Organism: Dermacentor silvarum
Lineage: Eukaryota; Metazoa; Arthropoda; Arachnida; Ixodida; Ixodidae
Product: 3-beta-hydroxysteroid sulfotransferase
Exons: 4
Coding region: 370-1404 (344 amino acids)
Biological process (GO): sulfation
Cellular component (GO): cytoplasm
Molecular function (GO): sulfotransferase activity
Source: RefSeq, a predicted model, not a curated record
CCGUGACUUUGGCACUUGGAGGAAGGAUGUCAUGAGCCAAGCAGCCGUCCGCUAUAAACCUACUGAUCAGCCGCUGGCUGAAUGCUCGCACUAUUCAUUUCCUUGAACUGAAGUAUCAGAGGCUUGGCCAUCCAUCACAAUAAGGUGACGUCAUUUGCUUGACGUAUAAAAGAGAAAGCCAAUUUACGCGGCGCCCCUAGGAGUUUCCAGAACAUCGCAGACGAAGAACCAGGCGGACGUUCGCUUUGAAGAGUCCUGCAUACAAAGAGAAACAAAACGAGGGACUUUGACAAAUCCCGGAAUGUACGAAGUUCGGUGUCGUCACGCUGUUGACAGUGAUGCCUACCCAUUAUGAACGAGUGACCAAGAAUGGUUACAAAAUCAGUGGUACAUGCCGAACGACUACAUGGUAAAAGGAUAUGGAUAUUAGGCCGGGAACUACAAAAAAUGGACCUCCGUAAGCCAGUGCACCAAGUAAUAGAUGGAGUACCUAGGUGCUCAGGCAUAGUUCCAGACAUGCUACGAGAAAACCUCAAGUUCCGACCGCAAAAGGGAGACGUGGUACAGACAACUUUUCCGAAGAGUGGUACACAUUGGAUGAUGUACAUUGUCCAGCUCAUUUUGAGACAGGGCGAGCCUAUGACCACGUACGAUGAGUUCGCUAAGGAAUACCGCUUCAUUGAGUAUAUGGAUAUCAAGGGCUGGAAGUCUUCUCUCGCCGUGAGAACAUUUGCCACGCACUUGCCCCUGAGUAAGGACACCGUGAGCCAAGAAGGAAAGUACAUUUACGUUGCUCGGAAUCCCUGGGACGUCUGCGUUUCGAUGUAUCACAUGGUGACCAACCUCAGCUCGUACGAGUACCAGGAUGCCACGUUCGGAGACUUUGUCAACGUGUUUGUCAGCGGGAACUUUGGGUACGGCGACUACUUCGAACACGUGGCGUCUGCUUACAACCUCAGGCAGGAGCCUAACGUGCUCUUCGUGACCUACGAAGAAAUGAAGAAGGACACUCAUGACGUGAUUCUCAAGGUAGCGCACUUUUUGGGGGAGCGCUAUGGGCGAGCUUUAUUAGAGGACAAAAGAUUGCUUCAUCAGAUGCUGGAGAGCUCCAAGCCCGAGAGCAUGAGAAGUGUCGUGGUCGUCGACUUUCGCGAAAGUCGCAAUCCUCACUGGAAAGAGGUGUUCGAACGAAACACGGUAACCUGCAAGCAGGGCUACGAAGGAGAUCAAACGAAAUACAGCCUAGUGCGAACUGCAAAAGUUGGAGGCUGGAAAGAGCACUUCACACCAGAGCUGCUCCGACGCAUGGAAGCUAGGAUUAUUGAGGCAGAGACGGUGUCAUCCUUUAUGGAUCUCUGGAAGGACAUCCGAGCCGAAGCAUUCAAAUUUUCGCAAAGUAUCUGAUAUGGAGUGCAUGUUUUACUGAGCCUACAAAAAGGCCAUGGAAUUAUGUAAUUUGUAUUUUGCGAAAAAUAGAAAAACAACAUAUUGAAAUGAGCACCCGGAA